CUUCAUCCAGUGCAGGACUGACUAUAAGUACCAAGCCCGAUACCGUUUGACCGUCUCUCUCUCUCUCAUUGGUUUCCUUGUGCAAGUCGCUUUCACUUUUACCUGUGCCUGGAUAUAUGGCUGAUGCCUUAGUGGCAGGCUCAUUCCUCUCCGCUUUCCUUCAAGUGCUAUUUGAUAGGAUGGCUACGCCGGAAUUCGUGAAUUUGUUUCGUAAUCGGAAGGCCGAUGAUGAUCUCCUCAAGAAGCUCAAGAGCGAGUUACGCACUGUUGGAGCCGUGCUCGAUGAUGCAGAGAACAAGGAAAUACGGAACCAAUAUGUCAAGGACUGGCUUGAAGAGCUUCAUGAUACAUUUUAUCAAGCAGAGGAUUUACUCGACAGAAUCAACACUGAAGCUCUGCGAAUUAAGGUAGAAACUGAGUACCAAAGCUCAACUAGCACUUGUACAUCUUCGGGUGAUGAAUUUCUUAGGAGGAUCACGCCCGUGAUAGAAACAAUAGUGGAGAGGCUGGUGGGAUAUAACAAACAAAUUAUUCCCUUGGGUUUGCAAGUUCUUCAUUCCAGAAUACAGUCACAUCAAAAAUUUGAAACACCUUUGGUUGAUGAGACUACAUUUUUUGGGAGAGAUGCUGAUAAAGAGAACAUAAUUCAAAUGUUGCUAUCUGAGGAUGCAGACACAGACAAUUUCACUGUGAUUCCAAUAGUUGGACUGGGUGGGCUCGGUAAGACCACCUUGGCUCAAAUGGUUUACAAAGAUUCAAGGGUGACAGAGAGUUUCCCUACCAGGGCAUGGGUCUUCGUAUCAGAAGAAUAUGAUACUACCACGAUAACAAAAGAAAUCCUAAGGCAACUCGGCAUUUCUUUUGGUGAGAGUGACAACUUGUUCUCCCUUCAAGUGAAGCUACGAGGUGGCCUAACUAAGAAAAAGUUCCUUCUUGUUCUGGAUGAUGUUUGGAAUAGUAACUACAAUGAGUGGGAUAAUUUAAGGACCCCUUUCAAAUGUGGAUCACGUGGAAGUAAGAUCAUUGUUACAACACGGGAUCAGAAUGUUGCAAGGAUGAUGGCCAAAGAAAGGUCAAUUCAUUAUUUGGAUUACAUGCAAGAGGAAGAUUGCCGGUCAUUAUUUAAGAAGCAUGCAUUUGAAAAUAGAGAUGCCAAUGAAAAUGCAGAACUUGAAUCAAUAGGAAACGAAAUUGUGGAGAAGUGUGGAGGGUUGCCUUUGGCUGUGAAAACAGUUGCAGGUGUUUUGCGCUCCAAAACAACCCCUGAAGAAUGGAAAGAGAUUUCAAUAAGUGAAGAGUGGACUCAAAUGGAUAAUCCAAAUGGCCCCCUGCCAGCAUUGAGAUUAAGCUACAUUCAUCUUCCUUCCCAUCUUAAAAGGUGCUUUGCUUAUUGUGCUGUGUUCCCCAAAGAUUACCAGUUUAGAAAAGAGGAAAUUAUUCAGUUAUGGCAAGCUAAUGAUCUUUUAGGGUAUCCUGGAGAAAAUAAAAGAAAUAAAUACGAGGGUGAAAAGUGCUUUCAUGAACUGAGAAUGAGGUCCUUAUUUGAUCAGUCAACUGAUUUCUCCAUGCAUGACCUUAUGAACGAUUUGGCUAGGUCUGUUUUUGGUAAAUAUUGCCUUAGGUUGGAAGAUCAUCAGCAAGGCGAUGCUACAAUAUCUAGUGCAAGACAUUUUUCAUACCAUCCUAGUGAUUAUGACACAUUUCAUAAGCUUAAUCUCUGGAGGGAGAAUAAGAAUAUAAGAACAUUCUUACCAUUGAGAAUGGGUCAAGAUUGGGAUAAUACGGGUUUACUGAGUAACAAAUUCUUAGAGGAUACCUUGCCCCAGUUCAUAUCUUUAAGGUUUCUAUCCUUGUCUUGUUAUCGUAAUAUUGUGAAGUUACCAAACUCUUAUAGUGGUUUGAAACAACUUCGAUUUCUGAAUCUCUCUUCAACGGGAAUAAAGGAGCUACCGGAGUGGAUAUGUAGUUUCUAUAAUCUACAAACUUUGUUGUUGUCAAACUGCGAAGAACUUGAAGAGUUGCCGGAAGAUCUGGGAAAGUUAAUUAACUUAUGUUGCCUAGAUAUUAGUGGAACUCCAUUGAAGAAAAUGCCACCACAAAUGGAUAAACUAGAAAAUCUUCAAGUCUUGACUGCUUUUGUCAUAGGCAAGGAUAGUGAUUCGACAAUUAAGGAGUUGGGCAAGCUUCCUAUGCUACGUGGUAAGCUAAUGCUCUCUGGGCUGGAAAAUGUUUCCAGUGGUAGGGAUGCAUCCAUGGCGAACAUGGAAGGUAAGGAACACCUUGACGAGUUAACUUUGGAGUGGAAUGGUGCUAUCAAUGAUUCACAAGUUGUGAGAGAUGUAUUUGAUAAUUUACAACCUCAUUCAAGCAUAAAGCAUCUCAAUAUCAUAGGGUAUGGCGGGACAACAUUUCCAAAUUGGCUAGGCAAUCCUUCACUAAGUCGUUUGGAAUCGUUGAGUCUAUCUAAUUGUGAAAAUUGUUUCUCCUUGCCUGCGCUUGGGCUGCUACAGUCCUUGCAAUCACUUGAAAUUGUUGGAAUGAGUUAUAUAUUAGAUUUGGCAGAGAAUUUUUAUGGAGACAUCAGUGUAACCAAACCAUUCCCAUCUCUGAAAAAGUUGAGAAUAGAGAAAUUGCCAGAGUGGGAGAAAUGGCACAUACCGGAAGGUGAAAUCUUCAAUAGACUCGAAGAGUUUCGUAUAAUUGACUGUCCCAAAUUGAUUGGAGAACUUCCCCGACAACUUUCAUCACUGCAAAGCCUUGAGAUAUCUGGCUGCGACAAUCUUGUGCAUCCCAGUGGUCGAUUGAGCAUCUUCAAUGGAGAAAUCCGACAAAAUUUUUCAUCUCUUCGUGAAUUGAAGAUUUCAGCGCUAAAAAAUUUGAAAGAGUUGCCGCUACAGCUCAACCAAUCAUCCAAACUUGAGAAAUUGAGAGUUGAUGAUUGUGGGUCUCUCUCACCCUCGCACAUGAGUAGACCACCUGCCUCACUUAAAUCACUCAAGUACAAGAGAUUUUGCAAUUUGGAAUUGGAGAGUUCAAGCGGGGAGGAUGGUGGGACCUUGGAGUAUUUGACAUUAACAAAUUGUGACUUUGUCAAAGUCAAAGUCGAGUGGCUUGCCUCGUUUCCCAUGCUACAACAUCUUCGUAUUAUAAACAGCAAGAGUAUUGAGAUGCUUUCGGUUCCUGCUACACCUGCACCUGGGAUUGGGAAUCAGAGUGGUAGUGUGAUGCCGUCACUCCAUUAUUUACAGAUCUUCGGCUGCGAUGAUCUAAUAAUGUCUUUUCCAGAGGGAGGAUUGGCAGCCCCCAAUCUAACGAUGAUUUGCAUCGCCAAUUGUGAGAAGCUCACGUUUCUACCGGAAUCCCUCCUCCCAUCUCUUCAAACUCUGCACAUACACAAUUGUCCAGAAAUUGAUGGCUUCCCAGAAGGGGGUUUGCCCUCCAGCCUACAAAAACUUUCCAUCGACAAUUGCAAAACACUCAUGAGUCGCAGGAGAGGGUGGGGUUUGGAGAAACUCCCCUCUCUCACGCACUUGACAAUUGAGGGUCCCUAUGAUGAAGUAGAGUCGUUUCCAGAGGAGGACUGGCUGCUGCCUUGCACGCUUCAAGAUAUCACGUUACACCGCUUUUAUAAUCUGAAAGUGCUAAACUAUUCGAGUCUUCGACACUUCACCUCUCUUCAAUGGCUAGACAUCCGCUGCUGCCCUGGACUCCUAUCCUUACCAAAAGAGGGACUGCCUGCCUCUCUUACCGCACUAGAAAUCUACAACUGCGAACAGUUGGGACCAAGGUUAGAAUGGGAGAAAGGACAAGACUGGACCAAGGUUGCCCACCUCCCCUACCUAAUAGUCGAUCAUGAGCUAGUUCCUUAAUGAUGAUGCUGGUUAUUGGUGAGGGCUUGCCUCCCAGAGUUACAAGACCCUCAUCAUCAUCUAUUUAUAUAAUUAAAGAAAGAGGAUUUUCAGCUUUCAAUUUGUAGCAGAUUACUCUCAUCAAGUGCCAGAAGCUCAAGUUGCUGCUUGAAUGGAUACAAUCCCCCAUCCCAACUCUUUGAUAUUUGAGACUAGACAUUUGUCUUGAAUUUGAGAGCUUCGCAAGAGGUGCUUUGCCCUCUAGCCUACAUUCUCUUGAGAUCUCCUAUUGCGAAAAGCUCAUGAAUCACCAAAGAAAGCAGGCUUUGGAGAGACUCCCUCUCACAAACUCGACCAUUUGUGAUAGCUAUGAAGUAGAAUUGUUUCCAGAGGAGGAUUGCCUGCUGCCUUACACACCUGAAUCUCUCGGAUGAUGGAGCCUUAAGAAUCUGAAAAUGCUAAACUAUUCAGGUCUUUCACACCUCACCUUUUUCUUCAAAAGAUAAAAAUCAUGUACUACACUCAAGUCCUUAUCAAAAUAGGGGCUGUCUGCCUCCCUCACUACACUAGAAAUCUUUGACUGAAACCAAGGAUGGAAUUGGAAAAAGGAAAUCACUGGCUCAUUGUUACGGACAUCCCUCUAUAAUAACUGAUCAAGAAUUAGUCCCUUCAUGGAGACACUGGAAGUGUGAAGGAUCCCCAAAAUUACAAGAUCUCCAUCAUCUCUUUGAACUAAUGUACCUUUUCUUUUUCCCUUUAACAUUUUUAUUCUCUUUGAGUGCUUUCAAGUUCUUUCACAUGCUAGCUUCCUCCGUUUGAUCUUUUGGUAUAAUACAGUAGGAAUUCUGUAUUGUGAAUAAAUGGAAGGCUAAAUUCUUUGGCCUUUCUUCUACACGUUUCUUCAAUUGUUAUAUGCUGAUGGAGAAAGAAAACCUUCAAUGUGUUGUUAGCCAUCUAUAAUUGUUAAGACUGUUCUGAAGAUUGCUCAAAGUCUUCUAUGUGCAUGCUUUACAAUUUUUUGUUACUUUUCUAAGCUAUAAUAGAAAAAAAAUUUCAUCUUUUUAGCAGCAGUCCGGGAGUGCUCUAAUUUUAUCCCAGUCUGUUGUAUAUGUGAGGUGUAGAAUUGUUCUCUCUCUAUCCAAGGAAUGCACCUCAUUAUUGAUCUCAACUUCAGCCAUUGCCAAAAAUGGGCUACCUAUCUUGCCCUUUAUGGCAGAAAUCAAAAGCUGCCCGCAUCCAUGACACUGCAGGAGAGAAGAUGAUUGGUCCAGUGUUGCUCAUAAUUCGAGGAUGUCAAGGAUGAACUCAUUCUAUGAUCAGUUACGCACUCGUAAUUUCUUUGAAGGUUGUCUUAUUAUUGGUUGAAAAGUGGUUCAACAUCUUGACGCUUGGAGAACUUGGUCAGUUGAUCUUAGGUCCUAUAGAUGUCAACAGUUGUUUCAUAUCCAGAGUUGGUUGACUUCAUUUGAGCUUAAGUUGAGAGGAUACCUGAGUUUCCCUUCUUGCUGAGAAUGCAAGGUUAAUGGCACCGAUGAAGAAGAAUCAUUUUUAUAACAUCGGCAACUGUCUUGCACCCUCGCAAUCUUUUUCACUCGGAGAAGCAUAAGAGCUGAAGCACAAUGACCUACAAGUGUCUUCAACACUUCACCUAGCUUGAAGAUAUGGAAAUUGCUGACUGCUUGUAGCUCUAGUCACUACAAAAAGAAUUGAUCGCGACCUCCGGGCUCCCAUUAUGCAUGAAAAAUGUGGUGUUCAUUGCUCGCAUUACUACAUAAUAGGAGAAAGGGAGGGGAACGGUUGGCCCGAAGGUUCAACAAUUGUUGCAAAAUCAACAAUUUUUCAAUUUUUGAGAUGAUAUUCUUCUUCCUUUUUCGGUUCAUUCCUCCAUAGUCACUUUUUACAUUGGAUCAUAAAAUUCUCUGCCUUUUUGUAUACAAUUAACAGUAAGGGCUCAUUGUCUACAACUAAUGUGAUGGCUCUGAAAGUACUAUAACUGUCUUGUUAUCCGCUGGAGGGAGGUGGUUGGCAAGCUCAGUAGGGCUUGAAGCAGCUUGAAUGGGUAUUUCAGCUGUGUACAUCUGUAUCUAUAAACUUAACUUUUGGAAAAUUUCUGAUUUUAGCAAGUAUGUGGAGGUGGAUUUUU
Messenger RNA from Coffea arabica (coffee), 5991 nucleotides. NCBI's taxonomy places the organism in Eukaryota, Viridiplantae, Streptophyta, Magnoliopsida, Gentianales, Rubiaceae. The record is from RefSeq and is a predicted model, not a curated record.